This is a messenger RNA of Nerophis ophidion (straightnose pipefish), 754 nucleotides long. RefSeq lists its product as uncharacterized. The transcript has 4 exons. The coding region runs from base 97 to 597 and encodes 166 amino acids. NCBI's taxonomy places the organism in Eukaryota, Metazoa, Chordata, Actinopteri, Syngnathiformes, Syngnathidae. The record is from RefSeq and is a predicted model, not a curated record.
GGAAGUGAGUGUAUUGGCACGCCCAGUUGCAGAAGUUGUUCGGUGCGUAAGUGCAGUGUCUCCACCGAGGAGAAACAUAUGAAUUAAAAAAAAAAGAUGAAGCAUUCGGUUGUUUUAUUCGGCCUCAGUGUGGUGGUGUUGGUCGUGGUGAUUUUUCAGGCUUUGCGCCAAGAGAUGGAAUAUCGCGAUGUUCAAAUCCGCACGGUCAAGGACUGGGCAUUGUCCAAAGCUGAGGAGAAAUCCAUCGACUUACUGAAACCCCAAGUCAAGCAGCUGCAGGACAACUUGGAUUCCAUCAAGGGCAGGAUAGAGGAGAUGAAGAAACGCAAAAUAGCAUCUCAGAAAACAGAGAGGGAACAUACAAAGACCUUACAGACAUGCAAUGAAGAUAAGGAAAGCAAGGUGAAGAAUAAGAAGGCUGCCACAGACUCCAUUGCUACACUCAAAGCUGACCACGCAGUGGAAAAAGCAAAAGCAGAGAAGGAAGUGCAAGACUUGAAACAACACAUUUUGGAUCGGGACAAAGCUAUUUGCAUUUUUGCUGAUCCCAGCAUUGCAGAAGCACGGACACUCUGUGGCAUCAAUGCUUCUCAAUAAAGACAACUCAGAAAAAGAACAAUGCUCUGAACUUGCACAAGAGCCUUAAACUCAGGGGUGAACUUUGUUAAUAUGUGUGGUGGUGGUUGUUUUUUUUUCCGUUUUUUUUUAAAGAACAGUCAAAUACUAACAGGACAAAUACAAAUGUAGAGCUGUU